Dermatophagoides pteronyssinus (European house dust mite) is the source of this 1598-nucleotide messenger RNA. Its product is annotated as ethanolaminephosphotransferase 1. Lineage: Eukaryota; Metazoa; Arthropoda; Arachnida; Sarcoptiformes; Pyroglyphidae. The record is from RefSeq and is a predicted model, not a curated record. Gene Ontology annotation, cellular component: endoplasmic reticulum membrane; Golgi apparatus. Gene Ontology annotation, molecular function: ethanolaminephosphotransferase activity. Gene Ontology annotation, biological process: phosphatidylethanolamine biosynthetic process.
UUGAUUUAUCUUGAACGGAUGAAUUGAAUUACCAGCGAUAGAAACAAAACGACCAACGAUUGGAUUUUGAAUUUUGUUUUCCAACCAAGCAAAAAUAAUCAAUCCAAUUUGUCGUCCUGAUUUCUUUUUCAUUUUUUCUCGGUUUGUCUUCCUCAAUUCAUCGGUGAAUGUUAUGAAUUAAUUUGAAUUAUAUUACUUGAAUUCAAUGAAUGCUAAUUCUUUAGCAGUCAAACAAUCGAAUCAGACUUUUGUUGUUCUAAACAACACUCUUUUAAGAAACAAAACGAAAAUUGCUAUUUUGAGCAAACAAAACACAAAAUGGCUUCUAUAUUCAAUUAUAAAUAUUUGAAUUAUAAUCAUCUUAAAGGAUUCGAAAAUUAUGUGUAUAGUUCAAAAGAUACUAGUCCAUUGAGCAAAUAUGUUAUGCAUCCAUUUUGGAACACGGUUGUUAAGCUUGUUCCAAUGUGGUUGGCGCCAAAUGUUCUCACUUUUGUUGGUUUUCUCAUGACAGCCGCAAAUGGUUUAUUGCUGAGUGUAUAUGAUCCGGAAUUUUAUGCAUCAAGUGAUUCGCAUCCACAAUCCGCGCCAAUACCGGGUUGGGUUUGGAUUGUUUGUGCUGUGUUUCAUUUUGUUGCCCAUACCUUGGAUGGUAUUGAUGGUAAACAUGCACGGCGUACCCGCUCAUCUGGUCCAUUGGGUGAACUAAUGGAUCAUGGGAUGGAUAGUUGGACAGCAUUUUUCAUACCAUUCUGUAUUUAUUCCAUAUUUGGCCGUGCCGAUUAUUCAAAAUCGCCAUAUGCGAUGCAUUUCAUAUUCUGGACAAUAUACAUCACCUUUUAUUUAUCACACUGGGAAAAAUAUAAUACCGGCAUACUUUACCUGCCGUGGAGUUAUGAUGCAUCACAAAUGGCAUUAUUUCUGCUCUAUAUCAUUACCUUCAGUCAUGGUCAUCAAUUCUGGAAAUUUACCGUGCCCAUUCUCAAUCUUACAUCUGGCGAACUGUUCGAAGCUAUUUCUUAUGUCACCAGUUUUUUAUUAUCAAUACCGAUAGCAUUCUAUAAUGUUUAUACAUGUCAAACACCUAAGCAGAAGACGUUUUAUCAAUCAUUUCGUCCAUUAAUAUCCUUGAUCGGCUUGUUUCUGAUAUCAACAUUAUGGGCAACAUUUUCCCCCAUGAAUAUUAUUGACGUUGAUCCCAGAACUUUCUAUUUUAUGGUGGGAACGGUUUUCUCAAAUAUUGCUUGUCGUUUGAUAGUAAGUCAAAUGUCAUCGACAAAAUGUGAUUUAAUCAAUUGGUUUUUAUAUCCAUUAUUGCUAUCGACAUUAUGUGCAAUAUUUGGUUCGAUUAGUGAUCAACAAGAACUGCGUUUGCUUCGUAUAAAUGCCAUUAUUUAUACCGUACUGCAUUUACACUAUGCCAUUUGUAUCGUUCGACAAAUGUGUCAUCAUUUUGGUAUCUAUUGUUUUUCGUUGGAUAAACCUGAUCAGACAAUCAAAUCCCCUGAACAGGAAAAUCUAGGUAAAAUUGUUGAUGAUUAUAAAUCUAAAUUAAAUUGAUCAAUGACAGAUGAAUAUUGAAUGAUGAUGAUCAUCAUAAA